Microtus ochrogaster (prairie vole) is the source of this 2184-nucleotide messenger RNA. RefSeq names its product DNA (cytosine-5)-methyltransferase 3C-like. The record is from RefSeq and is a predicted model, not a curated record. Gene Ontology annotation, cellular component: nucleus. Lineage: Eukaryota; Metazoa; Chordata; Mammalia; Rodentia; Cricetidae. The transcript is spliced from 20 exons. Gene Ontology annotation, molecular function: DNA (cytosine-5-)-methyltransferase activity, acting on CpG substrates; DNA binding. Gene Ontology annotation, biological process: negative regulation of transcription by RNA polymerase II.
AUGGAGGGGGAGAGCAGACAGCUCAAGGCUGACGAGGCUGCUGGUGGAUGUGAGGAUUGUGUCAUCAUCAGUGGGAACUGCAGUGACCAGUCCUCAGACGCCAAGAAUGUUCCCUUCACCCAAGUCAUGGAGGCAAUCUGCACAGUGAAGCGUGAAGGCUGCAGAGCAAACUCACGGCCAUCCAAGAGGAAGGUCUCCAGCACGAUUGCUUACAUCCAGGACCUGACUGAAGAUGGAGAUGAAGGUAGAGGUGGCGAGGCGGAGGACAGCAGUGGCUCUGGCUCUCCGGUGACGCCCACACUCUCCUGGGGGACCAGCGCACCCUCUAAUACCUCAGCAUCCCUGAGUUGGCAAGCAACCACUUCAGCAAGCACACCAUGGCUGUCCCCUGCCAGCCCUUACCCCACCAUUGACCUCACAGAUGAAGAAGUGACACCCUGGAGCAUCAGUUCCCCACUGGUUGAGCUGAGCCAGGACAGUCACCAGGAGGGCAUGGACACUACCCAGGUGGAUAUGGAAAGCAGAGAAGGAGCCAACACUGAGUAUCAGGUUCCUUGGUCUCUGCUGACAAACGGUGGCCCUUGGCUGUUCAGAUAGCAUUUUAACCUGGCUACCUUCAAUAAGCUGAUUUCUCUGGUUUCUCACAGGAAGGCCGUAUACCAUACUCUGCAGAGAGCCAGGGUGCGAGCUGGCAAGACCUUCCCCAGCAGCCCGGGAGACUCACUGGAGGACCAGCUGAAGCCCAUGCUGGAAUGGGCCCAUGGGGGCUUCAAGCCCAUUGACAUCGAGGGCCUCAAACCCAACAACAAGCAACCAGAGAACAAAAGUCGAAGACGCACAACUACCGACUCUGCCUCUGCUGAGUACUGUCCCCCACCCAAGCGCCUCAAGACCAAUAGCUAUGGCGGGAAAGACCGAGGGGAGGAUGAUGAGAGCCGAGAACGGAUGGCUUCUGAUGUCGCCAACAACAAAGGCAAUCUGGAAGACCACUGUUUGUCCUGUGGUAGGAAGAACCCUGUGUCCUUCCACCCCCUCUUUGAGGGUGGGCUCUGUCAGAGUUGCCGGGACCGCUUCCUGGAGCUCUUCUACAUGUACGAUGAGGACGGCUAUCAGUCCUACUGCACCGUGUGCUGCGAGGGCCGCGAGCUGCUUCUGUGCAGCAACACAAGCUGCUGUAGGUGCUUCUGUGUGGAGUGUCUGGAGGUGCUGGUGGGUACAGGGACAGCUGAGGAUGCCAAGCUGCAGGAACCCUGGAGCUGCUAUAUGUGCCUCCCACAGCGCUGCCAUGGGGUCCUCAGGCGCAGGAAGGAUUGGAACACGCGCCUGCAAGACUUCUUCACUACUGACCCUGACCUCGAGGAAUUUGAGCCACCCAAGGUAUUCCCAGCAAUUCCUGCAGCCAGGAGGAGACCCAUUAGAGUCCUGUCCCUGUUUGAUGGAAUUGCGACAGGGUACUUGGUGCUCAAAGACUUGGGUAUCAAAGUGGAAAAGUACGUUGCCUCCGAAGUCUGUGCCGAGUCCAUCGCCGUGGGCACCAUUAAGCAUGAAGGCCAAAUCAAAUACGUGGAUGACGUCAGGAACAUCACAAAGGGAAAUAUUGAUGAGUGGGGCCCAUUCGACUUGGUGAUUGGUGCAAGCCCUUGCAAUGACCUCUCUUGUGUGAACCCUGUCCGCAAAGGCCUGUUUGAGGGCACUGGCCGACUCUUCUUUGAGUUUUAUCGAUUGCUAAACCACUCACGCCCUGAGGAGUGUGAUGACCGUCCAUUCUUCUGGAUGUUUGAGAAUGUGGUAGCCAUGGAGGUUGGUGACAAGUGGGACAUCUCACAAUUCCUGGAGGUUUUGGCUGUUUCCAGGCCUGUGAUACCUUCCAAGAAUGAUAAGCUCGAGCUGCAGGACUGCCUGGAGUUCAGUAGGACAGCAAAGUUAAAGAAAGUACAGACAAUAACCACCAAGUCGAACUCCAUCAGACAGGGGAAAAACCAGCUUUUCCCUGUAGUGAUGAAUGGCCAGGACGAUGACCUGUGGUGUACUGAGCUCGAAAGGAUCUUCGGCUUUCCUGCACACUACACAGACGUGUCCAACAUGGGCCGUGGUGCCCGCCAGAAGCUGCUGGGAAGGUCCUGGAGUGUGCCAGUCAUCAGACACCUCUUUGCCCCCUUGAAGGACUACUUUGCAUGUGAAUAG